AUGGAAGAGUACUCCUUUCCAUUUGAGUCCUUGAAUGGGGUCUCUUUUAUGGACCAGGAUCAUUUUCUUCUGGAGUGCCCGUUUUCAGAUGCCUCCAAAAUCAACGAGUACCGUGGCUGUGAUUAUUUACUUAGAUGUUGCAUCAUUGGAAAGGGAAAUGAAAAUGCUGUACUUGUGUCGCCCUCAGCCUCGUAUUCAAUUAAGCAGGUUUUGAUUACCAGCACCUGCUUGAUGGCCAAUUCAAAGAGCAAAGAGAUUGAAAAUAUCUUUGAUUGCUACUUUGAAUGCAGGGAAGAAAGCACGGUAAAUUUUGACAAUAUACCUGAAAUAAUGAAAUCCUCCAUCUACCACAGGCAGCAGCUUCCCGCAGGCCACGAGAAAAUCGUAACUAUUUCUUCAAAUUACUUAUUUUUAGACACGAAACGAUUUAAAACUUCUCCUUCAAUGUACCGAUAG
Molecule: messenger RNA, 456 nt
Organism: Mitosporidium daphniae
Lineage: Eukaryota; Fungi; Microsporidia
Exons: 1
Coding region: 1-456 (151 amino acids)
Source: RefSeq, a predicted model, not a curated record